GUAAACACUCAGGAAAUAACUCAGAGGAUUGCUGGAAGGAAUGAAGGAGACUAUGCUUUCAUCUGACGAGCACACAGACUUGUAACCUAUGUUAUUUUGUAUCGUGCAUAUAUAAUAUUUCGUCAUUUACAUUCUGUCUCUAUAUAAAGAGUCACCAUGUUAGAUUUUUUCAGAUCUAGAAAGGAGAAGGCGCUGCGUCAUAAAGUCCAGGAAGCUAUUAAAGGAAAUAAUCGAGAAGAACUCUGUAUGUUAUUGUCUGAGAAUAAAGCUUGCAAACUAAUCAGGAAAACUGAUGGGAUUUUCCUACAUGGAUGUCUACUUAAUGCUGUAGGAGCAAAUCGUUCUGAAUGUAUUGAAGAGUUGUUAAAAGCUGGAGUCAAACCAUGUUAUGAACAAAGGCGUAACACUCUAAUGCAUGCAAUUUUUACAGAGCAGGUCAGUAUCCUCAGGCUGCUGUUAGAGUAUGGAGCAAAUCCUGAUGCUGGCCUCAGACUGAAACAACCUUUGUACUAUGCAGCAAAUUUUGCAGAUCUGACUUGUUUUCGAAUGUUGCUACUUUAUGGCGCUGAUCCAGAUUACAACUGUUCACAUCGUGAUUUCUUAAACAGUUAUCCAGAUUUCCCAUCACUAUUAGGGAUGUGUCUUGCCAACAACUAUGAGGUCCAAUUUGUGGAGCUGCUCAUCCAGUUUGGUGCUAAUAUGUACUUACCUGAUAUACAGAAAACCCGGAUCCAAGUUGAUAAUGAUGCAGCAAAACUUCUGGACAGAGAAAUGGUUCACCCAAGAUCCCUGAUGUCUCAGUGUCGUAUCGCUAUAAGAAGGUCAAUGAAACAAGUGGGGAAGCUCGGUCUCAUUGAUCAGCUAGAAAUCCCCAAGAGGCUUUUGAGAUACUUACAGUACCACGAUGAGCUGGAUAACACAGAGAAGCUGCCACGAUAUUAUGCAGAAAGAAACAAGGUAUACUGUUGUUUUCCGGAGCACAAUUUAGUAUGAAACCAAUGAGAUCAGGGAAUGCUCAGUGACGGCCCACAGUGACCAUUCUGGAAGGAGGGGAUGUUGAGGAUGACUUUGCUAUCAAAGAAUCGAUAACCUACUGAUGAGUUAUAAUGUCUCUGCACUAUUCCAAUUAACUCUUUUGGAUCAUAUACUACUGUUAUAAGGAAUUGCACAAAUAUGACAUAAUAAUAUGUUGCUACCUGUAUUCUCCCAAUUAUCCCCUUUACAAGCUAGAACUGUUGAAGGCUACUUUCACAUCAGCAUUUUGGCUUUCUGGUUUUGAAAUAGGGCAAAAAGGUUCAGUUUUGUCCCCAUUCAUUGUCAAUUGGGACAAAACUGAUCGGGAUGCAUUAGUAUGCAGCAGUUCUGUUUUGUGAACAGUCUGCGAAAUAGAACAAACUGGAUCCAGCAUGAAAAUCAAUGUAAGUCAAUGGUGCCGGAUCAGUUUUUUAGUUAUAAAAAAAAACGGAUCCAUCAUCCAUUUACAUAGAGAUUUUAAUGUCAGAUCCAGUUUCUUCUGUCUCGAUUUAAUGGCAUACAAACGGAACAGAUGCAUAGUGUUGUAUUAAAUGAAACUGAUCUGUUUAUUCAGGUUUUGAGAUCCUUUGCCGACUAUCAAAACCUGAAUAAAAAAAGCAGAUGUGAAAGUAGACUAAGGCUACAUGCACACGACCGUAUUUUG
Messenger RNA from Bufo gargarizans (Asiatic toad), 1678 nucleotides. Its product is annotated as ankyrin repeat and SOCS box protein 12-like. The coding region runs from base 157 to 993 and encodes 278 amino acids. Gene Ontology annotation, molecular function: protein binding. Gene Ontology annotation, biological process: intracellular signal transduction. Lineage: Eukaryota; Metazoa; Chordata; Amphibia; Anura; Bufonidae. The transcript has 3 exons. The record is from RefSeq and is a predicted model, not a curated record.